ACCAGACAGCGUCUUGGGUUACGUACCUUGCCUCGCAGUUUCGUGUCCACUCUCGGCGCAAUUAGAUACGUACCUCGACAGCUCGCCUCGACAGCUCCCCAAUAAGUCGACCAAACCGGGCGCGCAUGGUCUCUCGUUGCGCUCUGCGAUAGCAUCAAUCCCGCACCUCACCUGCGCCAACCAUGGAUCUAGAACGGACAGGCCCGGGCGCCCUCAGCUGGCGCCUGAGCUCGCAUCCCAUCACGCUCUUGACCUUUCUAGCAUUCCGAGUUUCUAGUUUGCUCGUCUAUCUGUUCGGCCUCCUCCUCUUCACCGACAGCCUCGUCAUGAUCUUCAUCGCCACGAUCCUCCUCCUCGCGGCCGACUUCUACUACCUCAAGAACAUUGCCGGGCGGCGGCUCGUCGGGCUGCGCUGGUGGAACGAGGUCGACCCCUCGACGGGCGACUCGCACUGGGUCUUUGAGAGCAGCGAGCCCGGCACAAAGGUCAUCAACGCCACCGACAGCCGCUUCUUCUGGCUCGCUAUCUACGCCCAGCCGCUGCUGUGGUUCGUGCUGGCCGUCGUCGCCCUGUUCCGCCUCAACUUUAUAUGGCUGCCGCUUGUUGCCAUUGCGCUCGCCCUAACCAUCACCAACUCGCUCGCCUUCUCGCGGUGCGACAAGUUCAGCCAGGCGUCCAACCUGGCCGGGAGCGCCUUUAGCUCGGGCAACCUCGCCGGGAGCAUCGCAAGCAACAUGUUGGGGAGGUUCUUCUCAAGAUAAUACCCCAAAAACGGGAAGCCGGGGUCUAUCUAUCCUGGUGGACGUGUGGUUACCAAUACGAAGCUUCACUGUCGUUUAUUUUUAUCCUAUUUUUUUGAUACUCUUUUUUGUCGCGACACUUUGUUCCAAGGCGGCGCCGGGGGGUUUGGUUUGGUUUAGUUUGGGACGCUACUACGUAUGACAAGACGGGAUAAAAAUUGUAAGAAUUAAUUUAUUUUUUGAUCUCUUGAGAGAGGGACAGUAAUUGGCCACGGCUGGCUGGCAAAGUGUCUCUUUUCUAUGUCAGUGUGUGUAUGAUAUGAUGCGAGAAACUCUGCGUGUAUUUGAAUGGUGGCGGUCAGAGUUCAACGCCAAAGUCAAAGAGUCGUUUCUGCAAACACUGCCAACACUUGCAAUACUCAGCCAAUCUUACCACCUGAUAUGGAUUG
Lasiosphaeria miniovina is the source of this 1189-nucleotide messenger RNA. RefSeq lists its product as uncharacterized. The transcript is spliced from 4 exons. Bases 183 to 761 code for a protein of 192 amino acids. Gene Ontology annotation, biological process: protein secretion; vesicle-mediated transport. The record is from RefSeq and is a predicted model, not a curated record. Gene Ontology annotation, cellular component: Golgi membrane. Lineage: Eukaryota; Fungi; Ascomycota; Sordariomycetes; Sordariales; Lasiosphaeriaceae.